This is a messenger RNA of Talaromyces atroroseus, 621 nucleotides long. RefSeq lists its product as hypothetical. NCBI's taxonomy places the organism in Eukaryota, Fungi, Ascomycota, Eurotiomycetes, Eurotiales, Trichocomaceae. Gene Ontology annotation, cellular component: mediator complex. The transcript has a single exon. Bases 1 to 621 code for a protein of 206 amino acids. The record is from RefSeq and is a predicted model, not a curated record. Gene Ontology annotation, molecular function: transcription coregulator activity. Gene Ontology annotation, biological process: regulation of transcription by RNA polymerase II.
AUGACCUCCAAAUCCCCGGUUUCUGCCGUAUCGCAGCAGCGCAAAGUCUCGUCCACACCCGACGCAGCGAAUCAGACAUCUCCGCAAUCAGCAGCAGUCGCGUUUCCGUCUCCACAGGCCUUUGAUUUCAUACCUCCAUUGCAUGCGCUGCUACUGCGUUUGCAAGCGUCUGCUUCUACUGCAACGGCCAAUCAGCCCUCGAGCGCAGUGGAUGCCGGCUCUCAGUCACAGCAAAAGCAAUCACAGCAGCAGCCGCCCUCGCAACUGAAAUCAAGCACGUCCUCUUCAACUGCUCCAUCUACACAAACAAUAGCAGCACCGCCAGCGCUCCCGUCGGCAUCAACGGGCGACUCUUCAUUCGCCGUCAGCAAUGCAAACCCGAACGCUCUCCCUCCACUCGAAGCCAAAGACCUCUCCACGGCAGCAAGCGCCAUCAAGAUCCGUAUUCAAAAAGCGCGAGCGGUAAUUGAAAACUUGCCGGACGUCGAUCGGACAAUUGACGAGCAAGCGGAAGAGAUGGACGAGUUACAGGAGCGCAUUGCGUGUUUGAAAGCUGUCAUUACGGAUUUCGGCCGUAGGGCGGCGGUUAAAGAGGAUGACAAAAUGGAUCAGAGUGUUUGA